Messenger RNA from Diaporthe amygdali, 1602 nucleotides. RefSeq lists its product as uncharacterized. The record is from RefSeq and is a predicted model, not a curated record. Gene Ontology annotation, molecular function: iron ion binding; oxidoreductase activity, acting on paired donors, with incorporation or reduction of molecular oxygen; monooxygenase activity. The transcript has 3 exons. NCBI's taxonomy places the organism in Eukaryota, Fungi, Ascomycota, Sordariomycetes, Diaporthales, Diaporthaceae. The coding region runs from base 1 to 1602 and encodes 533 amino acids.
AUGCCAAUGCCAAUGCCACUCCAGGUUACAUACAUCCUCCCUCGGGCCUCUCACGCUGCCAGCCUCAUCGCACAGGGCUUCUUCGCCAGCUUCGUUUUCGGCAUUCUUCUUCUCCUGGCCGCCGCGGGCUACCGGCUUUUCUUCCACCCCCUGUCUCGCAUUCCAGGACCUCGACUCGCUGCCAUCACCAACUGCUGGCUCGCCUAUCAUGUUCGAAACGGCCAUAUGCUGCAGCUGGGCAAGACGCUGCACACCAAGUAUGGCCCGGCUGUUCGGAUCGGGCCGAACGAGGUCUGGUUUAACACCAAGGAUGCCUUCAGGUUGAUCUACAUAGCCACGGAGCUACUCAAGCCCAGGCUUGACGCACGCCUGCGCAUCCAGUCGCCCGAUACGCUCGACCUCCUCGCCGAGCGGGACAUGAAGCGUUACCGCCUGCAGAGGCGCCUGAUUGGGCCCAUCUAUCACACGAACAACGUCAAGCGCUACGAGGCCGCGGUCGAUACCGUUCUGCUCCGGGUCAUUGAUCAGCUGCGGGCGCUGGACGGGUCCGAGGUCGACCUCAAGGAGUGGAUGCACAUCAUCACCGUCGAGUGUCUUGGCGCUGUUAGCCUGUCGUGGUCGCCCGGCUACCUGGCCGACAAAUCGGAUGGCGCCUCUGGCAAGCACGCAUACAUGGGCUGGAGGCGCAAGAGCGUCUUUGGCCUCUUCCCCCUCGCUGUCAUCCUCGAGCCGUUGUCCAAACACUUUGGCCGGGCCUUCUCUGUCCUGUGGGGAGUGACCUACCAUACGCCCAAGGAAGGGUUCAAACCUUUCUUCCCUAAGAAGAUCACCCAGCGGGUCCGAGCAGUCCUGCGCGGCAAGUCCAAGAGGGACAACCGCAGGGACAUCAUGGCCGACCUGAUCCAGCUACACCAGGACCGGCCCGACGAGUUCAAGGAGCAGUACCUGCGGCGCAUGGCCAUAACCAACUUCGGCGCCGGGCACGAGACCAUGACGUCGACGCUCAUCUCGACGUUCGCCAUGCUCGGCGCCCACCCCGAGGCCCAGCACCGCGUCGCACAGGAGGUGCCCCCUUGCGCGGGCCCUCUUGCCUACGACGACGCCGUGCGGCUCCAGCUCACGCAGGCGAGCAUCAGGGAGGCGCAGCGUCUCCACCCGGUCAUCGGCAUGGCGCUGCCGCGGAGGGUGCCGAGGACCGGCAUGGCCGUCCACGGGCUGUGCAUCCCGCGUGGCACCACCGUCGGCUGCAACCCGGUGUCGCUGCACCGCAGCGCGGAUAUCUUCGGGCGCGACGCUGAGGUUUUCAGGCCGGAGCGCUGGCUCGGUGGCGGCAACGGAGGCGGCGGUGAUGAUGAUAGCACCAGGGCUAUGGAGCGGUAUAACCUCAUCUGGGGUGGGGGUGCGCGGACGUGCCCUGGCAGGCACCUCGCUGAGAUGCUGGUCUCCAAGAUUGUGCCGGCGCUGGUUGCGAACUUUGAGGUCGAGGUCACUAUGCCGCCGGAGGAUGAGAUGCCGUAUUACUUCAUGGCCAUGCUCACUGGUGUUAGGGCCCGGUUCGUCCCCAAGAAGGUGGCAUCGCAGGAGUCUGAGGUGAUCGAGUGA